Neurospora tetraspora is the source of this 1079-nucleotide messenger RNA. Its product is annotated as putative vivid protein. The transcript is spliced from 3 exons. Gene Ontology annotation, cellular component: nucleus. The record is from RefSeq and is a predicted model, not a curated record. NCBI's taxonomy places the organism in Eukaryota, Fungi, Ascomycota, Sordariomycetes, Sordariales, Sordariaceae. Bases 248 to 805 code for a protein of 185 amino acids.
UUCAACCAAGAUAUCAUCAUACCAAACAAGCACAAUCUAGACCUCGACUCCAUUGGCCUAUGCGAUAACCUAUUCCGGUUACACUACCGAUUCACUUGUCCCAGACAGGUCGGCCUAGAACAUUGUCAUCAACAGUCAGCUCUUGCCAGCUAGGGGACUGCCGCCUGGUGAUUACUCGAAAGCCUCUUCAGCCGGCUAAAGAAACCGUCAUCUACCCUACCAACAUACUGUCUCAUAGCCAGCAACCAUGAGCCACACCGUGAACUCGAGCACCAUGAACCCGUGGGAAGUUGAGGCGUAUCAGCAAUACCACUAUGACCAAACUGCACCCACGGCCAACCCUCUCUUCUUCCAUACGCUCUACGCUCCCGGCGGUUACGACAUCAUGGGCUAUCUGGUUCAAAUUAUGAGCAGGCCAAACCCCCAGGUGGACUUGGGCCCGGUUGACACGUCAUGCGCUCUGAUUAUGUGCGAUCUGAAGCAAAAAGACCAGCCAAUUGUGUACGCGUCGGAAGCCUUUCUCUAUAUGACAGGGUACAGCAGCGCCGAGGUCCUGGGGAGGAACUGCCGGUUUCUUCAGUCGCCCGACGGCAUGGUCAAGCCAAAAUCGACGAGGAAGUACGUCGACCCCAACACGAUCAAGAAGAUGAGGAAAGCGAUCGACAAGAACGCCGAGGUGCAGGUCGAGGUGGUCAACUUCAAGAAGAACGGUCAACGGUUCGUCAACCUCUUGACGAUGAUCCCGGUGCGAGAUGAGACAGGGGAAUACCGGUACAGCAUGGGUUUCCAGUGCGAAAAGGAAUGAAAGCGGCGAGAGUUACGAAUGAGGAAAGGAAAGGAAAGAGAGAGAGAAGUGGGACGAGAGAGGCAACAGUAACAACAACACCACACCGCGCGAUCACUACAAUCACAACAACAACAACAACAAACAAGGGAGAGAGGGUUAGAAACGAUACCAUCUGGCACACGUCGGGGCGUUUUAGGGUUUUGCUUUUUUUUGCUGUCAUUCCGGGGUUCACUACGUUGGCUUGGGAGCUCACAUCAACAUCAUUGCGAAAGGCGUCUUAUUCUGCGAUCGG